AUGUGCCAGUUUUGGGAUUCAGCUUCUCAACUGUUUCAGUCAUGGUGGCGUGGUGUGAAGAUUCGGCGAAUCUUCCGACUGCGGUUGCUUGAGAGGCGUGUUCAUCGGUGUGAAGCAAUAAUAAGGGAGAAAUCAGACAGAGUGUUAAGUCUGGAAAACCGAUUGUCCGAUAUGAAACAUGAUCUGGAACGGGUCAAAGGAGCAAACAAACAACAGUCCCUGUGGAUCGCAGAGAUGCGCGAAUCCAUUUCAGAAUUGGCUGAAACAUGUAACAAGCGUGAAAAAUAUAUAUUAAAUAAGCUACUGCCAGUCCCCGCACAAAUGCAAUAUAUACGUAAAUCUGAGAACGAAAUUUUGCUACAAUGGCGGAACUUUCCGUGCUUAGAAGAACCAAGAGGGUACUUAGUAACAGUUGAUGAUCGCCCGUGCGGAAUAAUAAAAGGCCUUCAAAAAAGAGCACGCGUUACUGAUCUGGAUGGAAACAAAGAAUCUGUGUAA
Molecule: messenger RNA, 498 nt
Organism: Gongylonema pulchrum
Lineage: Eukaryota; Metazoa; Nematoda; Chromadorea; Rhabditida; Gongylonematidae
Source: the annotation of a GenBank genome assembly